AUGGACCGGGAUGUAAAACACCUGCAAGCUAUGCUGCUGCGUGCACAGGGACAUCGCGGCUCUUCCUUCCUGGAGAUCUACCAGAACUGCAACAUUUUUAAUGACGGCGCUUUUGAAAUAUUUACAGAGAAGGCAUCUAAACCGGAUGAAGCUUUAUUCCUGGAACAGGGGCAACCGCUGAUCUAUGGUGCAGACAAAAAUAAAGGCAUCAGGCUGGAUGGUUAUAAACCACAACUGGUAAGGCUCGAUGAAGGUUAUAGUGCAGACGACCUUUGGGUACAUGAUGAAACUGAUUUUUUCAAAGCCCAGAUACUGACCCGCUUUUUUGACAAUCCGGUUUCUGAAGGACAUCUGCCCCGGCCAUUUGGCGUUUUUUAUGUGGCCGACCGGCUUUGUUAUGAAGAUCAGAUGCAACUGCAACUGGAAGAGGCGCUGGCGACCAAGGGCCGCGGCGACCUGGACAAGUUAUUACAAGGACAAACGAUCUGGUAUGGGCUGAGCACGAUCAUGGCCCGGCUGAUCGGUUUUUUGCUGAAUCCGCUGAUCACUUACCUGCUCAACUCUCCGGCGGGCACCAUACAAUUCGGGGAAUACAGCACGGUUAUGGCGUAUAUCCCGUUCCUGAAUGUGCUGUUUACCUAUGGUAUGGAAACGGCCUAUUUCCGGUUCUCCAAUUCGGGGACAGAUAAGGGCCGUUUGUUCCGGACUUCGUUCAGCUCCAUCAUUCUUUCUACGAUUAUCCUGAGUAUUCUAUUGUUCCUGGCAAAAGAGCCGAUUGCGCGCCUGACCGGCCUCGAAAAACAUCCGGAAUAUAUUACCUGGACCCUAUGGGUUAUUGCGCUGGAUACCUUGUCGGUGAUCCCUUUUGCCAAGUUGCGGCAGGAAGGCCGUCCGCGCAAGUAUGCAUUUGUCAAGGUGGCUGGCGUGGUGGUGAAUAUACUGCUGGUAAUACUGCUGGUGGGUGUUGCGCCACGUUAUGCAGCUGGCUCCGACGGGUUCUUUGCCCGCUGGUAUCAUCAAUAUACAACCACCGGUUUCCUGAUCAUGGCUUUUAUUGCCCAAAGUGCUGUAACCUUAUUACUGCUUGCCAAAGAGUGGAUGGGUUUCCGCUUUAAGCUGGACCUUAAGCUGUGGCGCACCAUCCUUAAAUAUUCAUUGCCCUUUGUGAUCAUCGGGCUGGGCGGGAUGGUUAAUGAGGUGAUCGACCGGAUCAUGUUGCUUCAUCUGUAUAAAGGCACGGAAGACGCUGCUAAAGCGGCGGCUUUUAAGAUGGCGGCAGAGCCUUUUUUCUUCAGUCAGGCGGCCGAUAAAAACGCACCGAAGACGUAUGCCAAGGUGAUGAAGUGGUUUGUGAUCACCCUGUGCCUGGCCUUUCUGUUCACUGCCCUGUUCCUGGAUGUGUGGAAGUACCUGAAUGGUUCGCAGUACCGCAGCGGACUUGGCGUAGUACCGAUUUUAUUGUUUGCCAAUAUCUCCCUGGGUAUCUAUUACAACCUGGCAGUAUGGUAUAAGAUCACCGCUCAAUUGAAAUAUGGCAUUUACAUUACCCUGGCCGAGCGCAAAGAGCUGAAAGGAUUCCCGGUUAUUGGUAAAUACCUAUAA
Molecule: messenger RNA, 1602 nt
Organism: Ostertagia ostertagi
Lineage: Eukaryota; Metazoa; Nematoda; Chromadorea; Rhabditida; Trichostrongylidae
Source: the annotation of a GenBank genome assembly